GUUGGAUUUUUAGGGGAAUUUAAAGAAAAGGAAGAGCCUGUAGGAGAAAGUUAAACCUAAGUGACGAUAUCCGGAGUGUUGAAGAGCCAGGCUCCAAUGGAUGUGGUAGAGGGAAAGCAGUCGGCAGUUGUGUAUUUCAGUGGGACGAGCAAGUGGUAUGAGGUGUGGUAUCGAUUCGAUCCGAAUGCAGAGGUGGUGGCUGAAAAUACAAAUAUUGAACCUGUUGCACGGAUGUGUUCCCAACGUGAAAUUCAGGGAGGUUGGGCCGUUACUGAUAAAGAAGACAUCUACUGGGCUGGAGGAUUGGAUCUCGAACGACUAGGCUCGAUAACUUCCAAGCAAUUGUUCAAACAUAUACCUCAGUGUAAUACUAAUCGAUGGCUUAAUGAAUCUGAUUCCAGGAAGCUUCCCCGCCUCACCCCCUUUAUCCAACCCCUUGAUAGAAAGCUCUAUGUUGUUACGACCUCGACAAAAAGACUUGGGAAUACCUGAAUGCUGAUUUCCAGCCUUUUAACAACAACAAGGACUAUAAGGCUGCUGUUGGGAUAAAAGAUGGUUUUUUAAAACUUGUUUGACCCUGCUUCUAUUAUAUUUUUAGAUUUAACUAGUGCUGAAAUCCUCCGCCAGGACGACCAUCCCUCCUUUUCUUUGUGGGGAUCCACAGACGGAAAUCAGAAUGAAGUUGAUAGUACCAUACUAGACUAUGUUUCUGGCCAUACGACUGCAGUGUUCCAUGAGGAUACAUUCUAUUGGUUCACUUAUGACCUGCAAUUGCAUGGAUAUGAUAUUAAUCUUAAAACAUGGUUCCGCUCACCAAGUCUUAUAACACAAUUCCCCUCAGUUGAACUAGAUGAAGAUCCUUUUUUCCCCGUUUUGGUUGAUCUCCAUAAUGGAAAAUUCUUGGUGGUUAUUAAUGAUUAUCCUGGACGAUUAACAAUUGCCUCCCUUGUGGUAGCCAAGGUCAUUCCCGGAAGCUCUUUACAAGUCUCCGUGGAGAAUGUUCAAAUUCUAUCCUGUGACGAUUCUUUUUUUCUCGAAGAUGGGAGGCCAGUAAUGGCAGUUCAAGUCAACAAAGAGCGCAUUAGGGUUGAAGAGCCUCCAAUGGAUCUGGUAGAGGGAAGGCAGUCGGCAGUUGUGUAUUUCAGUGGGAUGAUAGAUGGGUUUCGGGUGUGGUAUCGAUUCAAUCCGAAUGCAGAGGCGGGUAAAAUAAAAAAUAUUGAACCUGUUGCACAGUUGUAUUCCGAUCGUGAAAUUCAGGGAGGUUGGGCUGUUACUGAUGAAGAUGAUCUCUACUGGGCUGGAGGAUUGGAUCUCGGAUCUGAACCACCGACGUCUUCCAAGCUAUUGCUCAAACAUAGUCCUAUCUUGCUUUCCCCUAGACGAUGGCUUCAGGAAUCUGAUUCCAGGAAGCUUCCCCGCGUCACCCCCUUCAUCCAACCCCUUGAUAGAAAGCUCUAUGUUGUGGCCGGAAGCCAGCACCGCUAUUCCGCAUCAUCAGAUUGGACCAAGUGUGGUGAAGUUUACGACCUCGACAAAAAGACUUGGGAAUACCUGAAUGCCCAUUUCCAGCCCUUUAACAACAAGGACUAUCAGGCUGCUGUUGGGCUUAAAGAUGGUACAAAGAUGGGUUUUUAUAACUUGUCUGACCCUGCUUCUAUUCUAUUUUUGGAUUUAACUAGUGCUAAAAUCCACCAUGAAGACCAUCCCUCCUUUUCUUUGGGUAUCAAAAGUUUGAUCACACUAUCCCAUGUUUCUGCCCGUAUGCCUGCAGUGUUCCGUGAGGAUACAUUCUAUUGGUUCACUUAUGACCUGCAAUUGCAUGGAUAUGAUUUUAAUCUUAAAACAUGGUUCCACUCACCAAGUCUUAUAACCCUAUUUCCCCCACUUAAACUAGAUGAUCCUUUUUCCCCCAUUUUGGUUGAUCUCCAUAAUGGAAAACUCUUGGUGGUUAUUGUUGAUCAUCCUGGAUGAUUAACAAUUGCCUCCCUUGUGGUGCGCAAGGUCAUUUUCGGAAGCUCUUCAUGUUUAACCGUCUCCGUGGAGAAUGUUCAAACUCUAUCCUGUGACGAUUCUUUUAUUCCUACAGACGGGAGGCCAGAUGUACGUCUCGUGGCCACGAGAAAAAUAGAGGCUCAUCAAGAAGCAGGGAGAAGGGGAGGGAGAAAGGGUGUGAUAAUUAAAGACCGCGACAGGGAUAGCAAUAGAGAUAGAGACAGGAACAAAGUUAAGGAAAUGGACAAAGAUAAAGAUAGAGACAGAGAUAGGGAGGAGGACCGUGAUCAUCAUCACAGAGAUCGUCAUAGGGUUUGGAGUGAUAGGAGGGAGAGGGAGAGGAACAGAGAUCGAGAUGAAGAUGUUAUUCAUCGAACUCGAGAUUACGAUAGGCGUAGGGGUCGGAGUGAUAGGAGGGAGAGGGAGAGGAACGGCGAUUGAGAUGAAGAUGUUAUUCAUCGAACUCGAGAUUACGAUAGGCGUAGAAACGAAGAUAAAGAUAGAGAGGACCGACAGAGAUAUAAGCCUCGCUCUAGGGGUAGAUCCGAGCAUAGAUCAAGGUCUCACGGUCGACAUCUAAGAGGCAUACCAUAGAGAUUUACUGGAGCAAAGGGCUCACAUGACAGUUGUGAGAAGUCAUCCUCCACCCGCUUUGGUUAGUGAUAGUUCUUCUAGUAAACCUCCAGUGAGGAGACCUCAAAAGCGCGGAAGAGGUGAAAGGAAGUCUAAUUCAAGGCGGCAUUGGAAAGCUGGGGCUGGAAAUAAGGGAAGCAGUGCAACAUUUUGAUUUUCUUGUCCUCCCCCUUUUCUCCCCUUCCAUUUUUGGCUGCAAAAAGAAGAGAAUCCAGUUUUUUCAACCUAUUUGUUCCUUACUAUUUAGCUAAGUUAGGACAAUUUUGUUAGGUACUUGUCAAAUGGGCGAAGAAAGAAAUUAGUUUUACUUUUGUUUGAGGUUGUGAAUAUCAAUUCAAUUAACAUUGUAGAUAUCACUAAUUGAAGCAAUAGUUGGUCAA
This is a messenger RNA of Lycium barbarum (goji berry), 3005 nucleotides long. RefSeq lists its product as uncharacterized. Lineage: Eukaryota; Viridiplantae; Streptophyta; Magnoliopsida; Solanales; Solanaceae. Bases 1054 to 1971 code for a protein of 305 amino acids. Gene Ontology annotation, molecular function: protein binding. The transcript is spliced from 6 exons. The record is from RefSeq and is a predicted model, not a curated record.